UUGGUCAAACUGCUCAAAGUUUGCCGAGAGAUUGGAGCUUGCAAUUCAGAUGUACGUCGCUCGGCAUGGUGAGGGUAGUACGCACCUUUCACUGGAGUCAGAGGGAAAAACAGGGAGAAGGGAGCUGCAGCGUAAAGAGUAAAGGACACAACAUUCUUAGGAAAACUCUCCUUUUUCUUUCCUUUUCCUUGCUCCUUCCCUUCCAGAUCUCCGUGGUGGCAGUUUGUGCUGCCUCACCUCCAGCACAGCGUGCAGAAUGAAACGACUGUCGCAGAAUUCAUCCUCCUGGGGUUCUGCAGCACCCCAGCCCUGCAGCGCUGCCUCUUUGGCCUUUUCUCUGCCCUCUGCUCUGCCACUCGGAUGGGAAACGCACUUGUCUUUCUGCUUAUCUGCCUGGACUACUGCCUCCACAGCCCCAUGUACUUCUUCCUCUGCCACCUCUCCAUCGUGGACAUCUGCUACGCCUCCAGCAAUGUCCCCCAUAUGCUAAGGAGCCUCCUUGGACAAGGCAGAACCAUCUCCUUUGCUGGGUGUGGGGCACAGAUCCAUCUUUAUUUAAUCUUUGCACUUACAGAGUGCGUGCUGCUGGCCGUGAUGUCUUCUGUUCGCUACGUGGCAAUCUGCCGUCCCCUCCGCUGUGCCCUCAUCACGAUCUGGAGGCUGUGCCUCACCCUUGCCACAGUUCCGUGGGCUUUGGCGUUCGUAUUUGGUACACUGCGAGCCUCUCUGGCUUUACACCUGCCUUUCUGUGGCCCCUGUGAGGUUGUCCACUUCUCCUGUGAAAUUCUUGCUGUCUUAAAGCUGGCCUGCGCUGCCGCUAGUGCCGAUAAAGUCCUGAUCUUUGCUGUUUGUGUGUGCUUCUUCCUCUUCCCUUUAGCCUUAUUCCUGCUUUCCUCCCUGGACAUCGUGGCCACCGUUCUGUGCAUCCGCUCUGCGCCAGGAUGGCACAAAACCUUCUCCACCUGUGGCUCCCACCCGACCAUGGUGGGUGUCUUUUAUGGAAACGCCAUCUUCAUGUACGUGGGGCCCGGGAGCGGUAACUCACCUGGGAGGGAGAAAGUUCUUUCCCUUUUCUACAGUCUCGUCAGCCCCAGUGUGAACCCCGUCAUUUACAGUGGGAGGAACAAGCAGGUGAAGGAAGCCUUGCUGAAGCUUCAGAGAAGGAAGAGGGUCUUUCAUUCCGUCUAGCUGGGGCUCUAGGCUUUCACCUGUCUCCUGUCUUUCUGCUCUUUCUUCUUGAGCUCUUGGGGUAUUUCUCACGGAGUGUUAAGUGGUUAAAACGUAACACAAGACGUGGUUAUUCAAAUGCAUUUGUCUCUUGUUUCUCUGUGCGGUCUGAUGAAUAUCGUGACACAAAAUGACUCAUUGUUACUCCUUGUAUUGCAGAUAACUA
Harpia harpyja (harpy eagle) is the source of this 1393-nucleotide messenger RNA. RefSeq names its product olfactory receptor 2A14-like. Gene Ontology annotation, cellular component: membrane. Gene Ontology annotation, biological process: G protein-coupled receptor signaling pathway. Lineage: Eukaryota; Metazoa; Chordata; Aves; Accipitriformes; Accipitridae. The coding region runs from base 361 to 1188 and encodes 275 amino acids. The transcript has a single exon. The record is from RefSeq and is a predicted model, not a curated record. Gene Ontology annotation, molecular function: G protein-coupled receptor activity; olfactory receptor activity.